Messenger RNA from Chrysemys picta bellii (western painted turtle), 810 nucleotides. The record is from RefSeq and is a predicted model, not a curated record. NCBI's taxonomy places the organism in Eukaryota, Metazoa, Chordata, Testudines, Emydidae.
CGCAGCGCCCAGCGAGUGGGGCGGGGCCUUCCCGGGCCAGCCCGGCCCCCUGGGUCCCAGCCCGGCCCGUGCGCGGGGCGUGUCCCAGCUGCAGCCCCGGGCGGGGAGCGGGCAGAGAAGUCGCUGCCCGGCUGGAGGAAGCGGCCGGAGCCGGAGCCGAGGCCGAGUCCGGCGAUGGCUGCAGCGGGGCCGGCGCAGCAGCUCCAGGUGGCGUUUGAGGACGUCGCUCUGUAUUUCUCCCAGGAGGAGUGGGAGCUCUUAACCCGGCCAGAGAAGCAGCUGUACCAGGACCAGAUGCUGAGGAAUUACCAGGCCCUCGUUUCCCUGGGCUGUUCAGGUUCUACACCGGACUUAAUCCACCGGAUCGAGCUAGGGGAGGCAGAGCUCUGGAUCUGGGAUGCCGAGAACUCCAGGGAAAGCUCAGGGUCUGAAAGCCUGUCCUCGGGUGAGUCAUAAUAAUCCAAUCCCUUCUGAUUUACACACCUGCUAGUGGAGGGCUCCUUAAUGUAAAAGGCAAAGGCAGAGUGAGAUCCACUGGCUGGGAACACAAGCAAGACAAACUGACACUAGGAUUUAGGGGCCAGUGUUUAUCUGGGAGAGGAAUGAUCCAUUGAGAGAGCUCCCCUCGGAAGAGGGUGGAUUCUCCAUUACUGUGAGUCUGUCAAUGGAGACGGGGCGUCUCUUUCUCCAAGCCCUGCUCUAAGGCCUGGUCUACACUACGACUUUAAUUCGGAUUUAGCAGCGUUAAUUUGAAUUAACCCUGCACCCGUCCACACAAUGACGCCAUUUAAUUCGAAAUAAAGGGCUUGU